AUGGUCCAGCAGCUCGUCCGGCUGCUCGUGGGGGAGGGCGCCCGGCAGGCCGCCAUCACCGUCCUUACGCCGUAUUUGGGCCAAUCCCGCGUCCUGCGCAGCGUCCUGCGGCUCUCCGCCUUCCCCGACGUCCGGGUGAGCACCGUGGAUCUCUUCCAGGGCGACGAGAACGAUAUUAUCCUCCUGUCCAUGACGCGAACGGAGCGGCUAACAGAGUUUAUUCGGAUGCGGAAUCGCCUCGUCGUGUCCUGCUCGCGCGCGCGGUUUGCGAUGGUGAUCAUCGGCAACGACGCGCUACUGCGGCAGUGCGAGCACUGGGCCCAGGUCCUGGACGCCCUGGAGGCGACGAAGUGCGUGGGAAGUCGGCUGCCCGUCCGCUAUCAGUCGAGGCCGGACCAGAUCGAGUGGCUGGAGGCCGCGGGGACGGUGUCCUCCGAGAAUCUCACAAAGGAGAUCGAGGCAAGCCUGGCUUCGGUGGCUCCGUCGGAGCGCGGAAGGAGCGGCCCGUGA
Molecule: messenger RNA, 510 nt
Organism: Phytomonas sp. Hart1
Lineage: Eukaryota; Euglenozoa; Kinetoplastea; Trypanosomatida; Trypanosomatidae
Source: the annotation of a GenBank genome assembly